CACUUAUCAGGCGUUGUCGUACUGUGCCCGGGCGGUGACGUGACUAAAUUUACACCGCCUUUUUGGGACGCGUGAGCCGAGAAAACAAUCACUCCAACUUUACUGUUGCUACGCGCGGCUCGAAAUUGUUAUUACUUGUGGCUUCGGUCGCAUGUUUCAUCACAACAUUCAAUCCCCGAGUGUCAUUAAAGUGCUAUCAAUGAAACAUUUCGAAUCGGACGAGGAGGAAGCAGAGCAUCCGAAUGGUUACCAGAAACAGCUGAGGCAGCGGGCCAACCAAAGCCUACAGCAGCUCAGCGACGCUCUGGAGCAGCUCCACCACGAUGACGAUGAGGAAGAUGAGCCGAUCAGAUGCGGCGGUGGCAGUGAUGGCACCCUCGCCUCCACAUUGGAGAAGGACCGACCUGUGUGGUGCCAGAAGAAACAAAGCGAAGCAGUCAAUCAGCUGAAGAGCCUCCUGUUGAAGCAGGGCAAGGAUAUGCCUGCUCCCCUCUCUCUUUCAAAGGACCUGGUCCCAGUGACUCAAAACCCGCCAGACUACAUCCAACACCUGGAGGCUGAAGUCCGAUUCUGCAAAGAGGAGCAGCAGGAGCUCAAACGGCGCAUCCGAGUGGUGGUGGUGGAGAAUGAGAAACUGCGUGCAGAGCUCAAGACCAAACAUGUCGAUGUGUCUCCAAAGGACAACCACAUCCUUUCAAACCGCACGGUGCAUGAAAAUAUGGCAGGUGACGGUCCCGGUCCCCAGGGAGGGGAGAAUCACACAGCAUGGAAACAUGAGCUGGAAGAAUUGAAGUUGAUGCAUCAGGCCCAGAUCGAAAGACUUGAGGCUCAGGUCAUCUCUCACAGGCGGGAUCUUGCGCUCAGUCAGAAGGAGUGCGAGCAACUGACCGGCCAUCUGAGACGUAGCGAGAAGGAGGCGGCGGCGCUGCGGGCAGACGCUGCGCCGCGUGUGGCCGCCUCGUGUCUGAAGUGCGCGCAGGAGGCGGCGUUCUCGGCCGGCGCUCCCGCCACUGCGCACGGCCAGUUUGUGGACCGACUCGCCAAGUGAGUAAAGUCAGCGCAGUACGG
Hippocampus comes (tiger tail seahorse) is the source of this 1068-nucleotide messenger RNA. Its product is annotated as serologically defined colon cancer antigen 8 homolog. Bases 152 to 1048 code for a protein of 298 amino acids. Gene Ontology annotation, biological process: centrosome cycle; neuron migration; establishment of cell polarity. Lineage: Eukaryota; Metazoa; Chordata; Actinopteri; Syngnathiformes; Syngnathidae. Gene Ontology annotation, cellular component: centrosome; centriole. The transcript has 8 exons. The record is from RefSeq and is a predicted model, not a curated record.